Molecule: messenger RNA, 2329 nt
Organism: Sorex fumeus (smoky shrew)
Lineage: Eukaryota; Metazoa; Chordata; Mammalia; Eulipotyphla; Soricidae
Gene: MFSD8
Product: major facilitator superfamily domain containing 8
Exons: 12
Coding region: 22-1608 (528 amino acids)
Biological process (GO): transmembrane transport
Cellular component (GO): lysosomal membrane
Molecular function (GO): transmembrane transporter activity
Source: RefSeq, a predicted model, not a curated record
CCGCCGCCGCCGCCGUGCGCCAUGGCGGGCCGGGCGGGCGACGCCGAGCGGGAGCCGCUCUUGGGCGCCCGCGCCCCCGGGAGCAGGGCCUGGGAGGCGGUGGAGACCGAGGAGCACCGCGCCAGCCGCUGGCGGUCCAUCCGCGUGCUGUAUCUCACCAUGUUCCUCAGCAGCGUAGGCUUCUCCAUCGUCGUCAUGUCCGUGUGGCCCUACCUCCAGAAGAUUGACCCCACGGCCAACACGAGCUUCGUGGGCUGGGUCAUCGCGGCCUACAGCCUGGGCCAGAUGCUGGCGUCCCCGCUCUUCGGGCUGUGGUCCAACCACCGGCCGCGGGCCGAGCCGCUUGUGGCCUCCAUCUCCGUGUCGGUGGCGGCCAACUGCCUGUACGCCUACGUGCACCUGCCCGCGGCCCACAACAAGUACUACAUGCUGGCUGCGCGCGGGCUCGUGGGCUUCGGGGCAGGAAACGUGGCCGUGGUCCGCUCCUACAUCGCCGGGGCCACCUCUCUGCGGGAGAGGACCGGGGCCAUGGCCAACACCAGCGCCUGCCAAGCCCUCGGCUUCAUCCUGGGCCCAGUCUUCCAGACCUGCUUCGCGCUCAUCGGAGAGCAGGGCGUGACCUGGGCGAGUCUGCGGCUGCAGAUCAACAUGUACACGGCCCCGGUGCUGCUGGCCGCCCUCCUGGGGCUGCUCAACGUGCUGCUCAUCCUGGCCGUGCUCCGGGAGCACCGCGUGGAUGACCUGGGCCGGCAGUGUGGGAGCGUGAACGCCGAGGAAGAUGCUGCGGGGAAGGACCCGGGGCCCUGUGGACGUGGACGCAUCGACCUUGUUGCCGUCGUGGCCUCCAACGUGCUCUUCUUCGUGGUCCUGUUCAUCUUCGCCCUUUUCGAAUCCAUCUUCACGCCACUGACGAUGGACAUGUAUGCCUGGACGCGGGAGCAGGCCGUGCUGUACGACGGCAUCAUCCUGGCGGCGCUAGGGGUCGAGGCCGUCGUGGUCUUUAUGGGGGUCAAGUUCCUCUCUCGAAAGGUCGGCGAGCGGACUGUCCUGCUGGGCGGCCUCGUGGCCAUCUGGGCCGGCUUCUUCAUCCUGCUGCCGUGGGGAAACCAGUUUCCCCGGGUCCAGUGGCAAGACUUGCACAACACCUCGGUGCCCAACGCCACGGCCCGGGGGGUGCUCGCAGCCUAUGGGCAGGCGGCGGGAGAGCAGGAGCCGACGGGCUGCCCGGUGCAGCAGGCCUGGUGCCUGACCGUCCCCGCCAUCCACCUGGCCCAGUUCCUCACGGCCACCGCGCUCGUCGGGGUGGGCUACCCGGCCUGCAACGUCAUGUCCUACACACUCUACUCCCAGGUGCUUGGGCCUGAGCCGCAGGGAGUCUACAUGGGCUGGCUGACGGCGUCCGGGAGCGGCGCGCGGAUCCUGGGCCCGGUGUUCAUCAGCCAGGUGUACGGUGCGUGGGGCCCGCGCUGGGCCUUCGGGCUGGUGUGCGGGCUGCUGCUGCUCACGCUGGCCCUGCUGGCCACCGUCUACCGCAGGCUGGUGCCCUUCACCCAGCUCCCCACUGACGGCCCGCACACAGGCGAGCAGGGCCAGUGCCAGGCCGCAUAGCAGGCCAGCAGGGAUCAUGUUCCCUGCUGCUGCCCCUGGGCACUGCCCACAGCACCCUGUGGCGCAUGGUAGACAGGCGCCUUCCUUGUUGCCUGAGGCCCUGCGGGUGGGCUUGGCUUUGGGCCACAUGCCUUUGACCUACUGUGGCUCGCCCAGACCCCCUCCCACAGGCAGGCCCAGGGCACCGGAGUGAGGGUGGCAGCAGCCCUGGCCAUCUGGGAUGCCCGCAGGGUGGCCCGUGGCAGAUGCCUCUGCCCAGGCCAGGAGCUUCCCUGGAUACGUGGGCAACUUACCUGUGACAUAACGUGUCACCUUCAGCCUUAACCACCAGCCUUUGGACACAGCUAACGGCCUGUCUCCAGCCACUGUGUCCGGUGGCCACCCCAGGGAAGGGUCAGAACCACCACAGCCCGUGCCCACCGAGCACUGGGGCCCCAGCUUGUGGCAGGCUGCUCACUGGAUCAGUGGGCUUACUCCCACCACCCCCGGCUGCAAACGGCAGCAGACGGCUCUGGACUGGCAGGGCGCAUGUAGGGUACACGGGGCUGGGUUGGCCCCGGCACCACGCAGCACCCCUGCCUCAGACCCCUGCGCCGGCCUGACCGGAGCUUCCCUGGACAUCUGACCGCAGCGAGGGGAAGAACCCAGAGCACCAGGGCAGACACUUCCAAAGGCAGAUUAUUUAUUUACCAACUGACUCCUGAAUAAACAGGAAACAAAA